This is a messenger RNA of Cydia splendana, 1393 nucleotides long. RefSeq names its product piercer of microtubule wall 1 protein. The record is from RefSeq and is a predicted model, not a curated record. Gene Ontology annotation, biological process: axoneme assembly. Gene Ontology annotation, cellular component: axonemal microtubule. Lineage: Eukaryota; Metazoa; Arthropoda; Insecta; Lepidoptera; Tortricidae. The coding region runs from base 89 to 466 and encodes 125 amino acids. The transcript has 3 exons.
GUGAUUAUAUGCUCUUUGAUUAUUAGGAACAAUUAUUACUAGUGAGCGGUUGUGUUUUUGCUUAUUUUGUUAAUUUUCUGCUAUUUUCAUGAUGAGCGAUCACCAAGGGGAACAGAACAAGAAGUCAGUUCCAGGAUUUUGUUCAGCGACGUGCGUGGACAAAGAGAGCCUUAAGAGAGAGAUCCAGAAACCUGAGCCUAAAACAUCGGACUUAUUUGUUACUUGCAACUUACCAAAAAGAUUCGAACAUCCACACUGGUUCAAUGGCUACGGUAGUCAAGUGAGUAAGCAGCACCCGUUCUAUCGGACGACCGCCAGCGAAUACGGAUGGUAUGCCCCAGGCAUCCACUCGGUACCGUCAGUGUUCCACCCCAAGGGCCAGACCUUCACGAACCAUCUCGCUGCGGCCGGCAUGUACCGCAACUACAGCCUGAACACCGGCAUGGACCCUCCAAGCUACACUUAACUUUUAAUAUUUAUUAUACUUAGGUUAAUUCGCCAGUAACUGGCCACUUUUAGUAACUGGCCGCCCUAAACUAAAAAUGAAUUCUAUUCACCUAUAAACAUAAUUAAUUUUAGCGUAAGGUUUCAAUAACUGGCCAGCUUCCAAUAACUGGCCGCCUUAUACUAAAAUGAAUUCUAUACAGGGUGACCUUAGCCAUUAGACAAACCCUGAAAUCCCACGUAGGGUUACUUCUCAGAAAUGCUCUAACGGUAAUAUUUUUUUAAUUAGAACAAAAGAUAAAAAAAUAAAUUAUCAAACAAAAGUUAUUUCCAAUAAUCGACAGCAAAAAGAAACAUUCUGUAUUAGUCAUUGGCAGUGUUUUUGACAAUUUGUUUGAAAAUGUGCGGCAAUGAUGACAUUUGUCAAAAGUCAGAAUCUUAUUAAUGUCAUAAAGAAAAAAGAUAAUCAAAAUGGUUGAAGAAGGUUUCAUACCUACUAUUUAUUACCUCAGGAGCUACUCUAACACAAUGUACAUUUCGGCUUCGUCCAAUGGCUAGGGGCACCCUGUAUAUAGGUGAAUAGAAUUAAUUUUUGGUUUGGGGUGGCCAGUUAAUGGCGAAUUACCCUACUUCUUUAUGUUUUGUAUUUUGUGUUAGCAGAGGGAAAAGAAUUUGUCUUUUAAGCCGGUUCUGAGACAAAAUUGAAAGCAGUGUCUCUGGUCUAUAAAGUUGCAUUUUUUAAAACAAUUUAUGACUUCCAGGACCAUAAAAAUAAAGAGAAAUCGGUUGGAUUUUAUCAUUCUUUGUGUUCGUUUCCCUAAAAAUGUUGGUCCUCGCAUCUACUUUAGAAUAAUAUUGUAACUGCUUUAUGUCGAUUUCUCUUUUUAUAAGGAAAAUUAUUUUAAUAAAAUGAUGUUUAUACCUUGAAUAACAUAAAUAUUGGAAAUAA